Amphiprion ocellaris (clown anemonefish) is the source of this 4391-nucleotide messenger RNA. RefSeq names its product von Willebrand factor A domain-containing protein 5A-like. The record is from RefSeq and is a predicted model, not a curated record. NCBI's taxonomy places the organism in Eukaryota, Metazoa, Chordata, Actinopteri, Pomacentridae. Bases 371 to 1924 code for a protein of 517 amino acids. The transcript has 13 exons.
UCACCUACAUAUUUAAAACAUUUCUAUAUUUCAAAUGUGUUUUCUGUUGCUCCAAAAUGUAUGACUUGUAUGCUAAAGCAGUUUGAAUGCUGUUCAAUGGAAGACAUGUAAAACACAACAGAAUCCAAAAUAUGACAGAAAAAUUAAAAUGAGUGUAAAACUAAGCAGCUACUGGGACUGAAACGGCAACGUACAGCUCCGCCCACCCGGUGUUCCCUAAUAACCAAAUCGAGCGCACCAAGCAGACGUGACUUUCACGUCUCUGGAAAGAAAUUCUUCCUGCUUCAUAAACAGGACUGUCAUACUUCCGAGCAGCACCUGAAGUGAAACUGUCCUCUUCACAUAAACUUCUAUCUUCAGAGGUGAACUGAUGAUGAACUGCUGUGGUCUGAUAACUGUCCAGAAGGAACCAGUUCCUCUGCAGAGCAUUGAGGUGGAGCUGGAGGUGAAGGACCAUGUGGCCACAGUGGUCUCCACUCUGAAGUACCAGAACAAAGAGGACAAACCAGUAGAGGCUGUGUUUGUCUUCCCUCUGCCUGGAGAUGCUGCUGUCUGUCAUUUCAGUGCUGUGAUUGGACAGAAAGAGAUUGUAGCUGAGGUGAAGGAGAAACAGGAGGCUCGUGAGGAGUAUGAUGAUUCAUUGAGCUCUGGUCAGCAGGCCUUCCUAUUGGAGGAGAGUGAACAGAGUCCAGAUAUAUUCUCUAUGAAGGUGGGUGGUCUGGCUCCAGGAGAGAGCGCCUCCAUCAGGCUGGAGUACGUGACUGAGCUGGCUGUGCAGGCUGAUGACGGGCUGAGGUUCUGUCUGCCUGCUGUGCUCAACCCUCGCUACCAACCUCAGGGUAGUGAAGGUGCCAGUGUCCAGGUGUUCUCUGUUCCAGCCUCUCUGGUUCCCUACACUCUGUGUUUUUGUGGCCGACUCUUCUCUCCUCGUCCAAUAUGUAAAGUGGAGUCCAGCUGCUCCCUGGAGCCUCUGCAGUACCUGAACACUGAUCAAACUCAGGCCACGGUGAAGUUGGCUGCAGGACACAAGUUUGACAGAGAUGUUGAGCUUGUGAUUUAUUACAAAGACGCCCACCAGCCCACUGCUGUGGUGGAGGCAGGACAGACCUCUGCAGAGACUGGCACUCUGAUGGGUGAUCCAGUGGUGAUGGUGAGUCUGUAUCCUGAGUUCCCCCAGUCUGUGAUGUCUUCAGUGGCCUCAUGUGGAGAGUUUGUGUUCUUGAUGGAUCGAUCUGGAAGUAUGGGAUCAUCUAUGAACAGCAAAGAGAGGCAUCAGACUUGCAUCAUGAGUGACAGGGAUACUCUGCUGCUCCUGUUGAAGAGCUUACCAAUGGGCUGCUACUUCAACAUCUACAGUUUUGGGUACAACUAUGAACACAUUUUCCCUCAGAGUGUGGAGUACAACCAGAAGACCAUGGAGGAGGCUCUGAAGAAAGUUGAGGAGAUGGAGGCUAAUCUGGGAGGAACAGAGAUCCUGAAGCCUCUAAAACAUAUUUACAGCCAGCGCUGUAUUCCUAAUCAGCCUCAACAGCUGUUUGUCUUUAUUGAUGGAGGGGUGGUAAACACCAAAAAAGUUCUAUGUCUAGUGAAGAAGAAUUCAAGUUGCCACAGUUGUUUCUCUUUUGGGAUUGGAGAAGGAGCCAGCUCUGCUCUUAUCAAUGGGUUGGCCAAAGAAGGAGGAGGACAUGCUCAGUUCAUCACAGGGACUGACAGGAUGCAACCAAAAGUCAUUCAGUCACUGAGAUUUGCUCUGCAGCCUGCUGUGGAAGACAUCUCAGUCACAUGGGGUUUACCAAAGGGAGUGUCUGUCACUGUCCUGUCUCCACCAAUCACAUCCAUUUUCCAGGGUCAGAGGUCACUGAUUUAUGGCCAGCUCACUGGACAGGGAGCAGCAGCUCCAUCUCAUAUCCGAUAUUCCAUGUGAUUGUCAAUUUCAAGAGAAUUACCACUUCAGAUCCCUUGGUGAGUUGAUGAGUUUUGGAUAUAAGCAGUCUGCAAUACUCGUAGACUUAACUUCCAUCAAGUCUUCACGUGUGGUAAGUUGUGGACAAUAGGAUUCAGCCUCUCCCUGUAGGAGCCUUGUUGGUAGAACUCGUGUCAUUCCGCUGCCAGUAAUAUAACCCAGUUUCAUUUGUGUUGUUGCUGUCUUCUGUGACAAUGGAUGUUUGUUCACCAGAGUGAACAAACAUGUAGUUACAUCCCGCCUGUCUAGGGUAGUCGGAUGGUAACAAAGAAAGUAACACAAAGCAGCAUUAUAGAGUGAUGGGCUGUAAUUUAUUUUGAAAAGAAGGUGUACAUAAUAAAUUAAACAAAAAGUGAGGGUGUUAAAUGCAAAAAUGGUGCUACAGAAAUAAAACAACAAAACAUAACCAAAAGCGAACUUUGUUUAGAAGUCGAUAUUUAGCAGAUAAGAAAAAUAAAAGGUAACUAACGUAAAGAAACUAUUUAACUGAAGUACAUCGCAGUAGCACCCCUGGCUGAACUAACAAUGAAUCCUUAAACUGUCAAUGUUCCUCUCACUAGCAUUUAAAAUCCCCCACAGGCACUAGGAGCACAAACACCAACAUUUACAAAUUUGUCAACCGGGCGGCUCAGCUUCUCCUAUGAGCUGCCACCAAAAAACUGAAUGAAUGAGCCUUUUGAAAGCUGCGCUGGCAGCAUGGUUGGAGGAGAUCACCUGUCCUGAACCAAUCCUUCAGCUCCUCAGACUGUAGGCGGGCACAACCAUAGAGAUGGGAUGGACGAACGAAGGUAUUCGCCAGGCUGCUGGCAGCUGUUCACAAUACAAAUCAACAUGAGGAGGAGAACAGCGGCCCAGGGCCGUAACACGUCCUUUAUCAUUUCUGUUCAGUUGAAAUCUGACAAAUGCUUCUCCAAUGUACAUUAUGGUUGAAGGUGUCCAUUUGGUGGAACCUUCUCCCAUUAGGUUGGACAGAUUGAUGGCCUGUUUAAGUAGGAUUGUAGAGUGAGUAGACUAGAUCUCAUCAUGACAUUCUGAGGGUAACUGAAUUGCUGGGAAUUUUUGGACCUGCUGUUUAAACAAACACAGCAACACAUCAGCUGCCUAAAGACAAGGGUUCCGGUUAUAUAGUUGGUUUUAUGCCACUUAGCUUUGGUUGUAGCUUGGAUUAAUACCCUUUAGUUUGAGAUUUGGUCUUGAUGCAGACACAGAGUAGGCUUUGUGUUUUUGCACUGUUUUAAUGUGUCAGUUUAAACCCCAAGUCCUGAUGGUUUCUCUCAGUCUCAAAUACAGUAUUUAUACCUGGCAUGCAACAAGCUAUGUAUUUCUGGAUGUACCUCAAUAGUAAGCAGGAAGACAGCAGAUGAGAGUCCAUCAAAUUUACUGUCAACUUCACUCUGGUUGCUGUUGUAGAAACAAACUGAUAUGCAAUAUGAAAACACUAAAACCUGAAAACAUUCAUAAACAGUUGGUUGCAUUUGCUUGCAGUAAACAUGUUUUCUGAAACUGUAAUGCUUUCUCAGAGUACAGAUGCAACAGACGGUUGUGUGACGGUGAGGUGCAGCCUGCCAGGUCAGCCUUUGGAGAUGAAGCUUGUCUUCAGUGUCAGACCUGCAGUGGACACUGGAUUAACUGUCCACAGGUUGGCUGCUUGCACUCUGAUUCGCUCCCUGGAGAUGGAGGACAGAGAACAACAACAUGGAGGAAUGAAGGAGAAGGUGGUGCAGCUCAGUGUCCAAUCAGGAGUGAGCAGUUCUUUCACUGCUUUCAUUGCUGUCAACAAAGCAGAUGGCAAAGUGAUUCAGGGACCUCUUGUGCGCAGAAAUAUCCAAUUAAGUGAGUAGUGCUUUUGUUUGCUUUCACAAAAAUAAUGUGUCACCCACUACUUUGAUAGAAAUAACGUGAAUGAUACUGUACUAAAGUAAAACGUUACAGAGCUGUACCUAUGAUGAUCCAACAUUUGAAGCUAUACAAUCAGUGUAAGGUUUGUUGCAUUUUUACUUUGUUUCACAUAGAAAUUGAAAAUAUUGUGAAUACGGUAGAAACUUUACGGUAUUCAUACUUUUUAAAAAUUUUAGUGUCACUUAAGUGUCCCUUCUUAUGGCCGCUGGGAGUAAAUGUAUUGAAAACAUACACUACUGUUCAAAAGUUUGGGGUCACUCAGGCAGUUUCAUGUUUUCCUUGAACACUCACACUUUUAUUCAUGUGCUAACAUAAUUGCACAAGGAAUUUUCUAAUCAUCAAUUAGUCUUUCAACACCAUUAGCUAACACAAUGUAGCAUUAGAACACAGGAGUGAUGGUUGCUGGAAAUCUUUCUGAAAUGAAUAAAAGACGCCCACCACUCCUCGUGGCUGCAGUUCAGUAAAGUUGGAAAGAUAUAUGUUAUCAAAACAUAAACGAUACCUCUUUUCCAUCGUUGUAAGGUAGAUA